Histoplasma mississippiense is the source of this 3192-nucleotide messenger RNA. RefSeq lists its product as hypothetical. The transcript has 7 exons. The record is from RefSeq and is a predicted model, not a curated record. Gene Ontology annotation, molecular function: calcium ion binding; phosphatidylserine decarboxylase activity. Lineage: Eukaryota; Fungi; Ascomycota; Eurotiomycetes; Onygenales; Ajellomycetaceae. Gene Ontology annotation, biological process: phospholipid biosynthetic process. Bases 1 to 3192 code for a protein of 1063 amino acids.
AUGGUCCGAAUAUCUCUUGCCCGUCGCCAUCUGAGCUCCAAAAGCGGCAUUACUCCUCCCUCUGCCGAUCUCAGUCCUGGCCUCGCUCCCUCAAGGCCCGAUACCAAACCGUUGUUUCUCAAGGCAACUGUUAUAUCCGGAAGGAACCUAGCACCUAAGGAUAGGAAUGGGUUGAGUGACCCUUACUUAGUUGUAAGCUUGGGCGAAGCCCGACAGUCAACCCCUACGAUAAGCAAAACAUUGAAUCCAGAAUGGAACGUCUCCUUCGACUUACCAAUCCUCGGUGUGCCGCUCCUCGAGUGCAUAUGUUGGGAUAAAGAUAGAUUUGGCAAAGACUACAUGGGGGAAUUUUAUAUACCCCUGGAGGAUAUCUUUUCUGCUGGAACUAUCCAACCACAGCCACAAUGGUACACGUUGCAUUCUGGGCGGAAAGCGGGCAAGAAGAGGAGUGAUGUGUCUGGUGAAAUCCAGAUGCAAUUUGCUCUCUUUGACCCUUCGGAUCCAUCUGCUCAGCCAGCGGAGAUCUUUCAGAAAUUCAAAGCCAUCGUAUCUAGCGAUGAUGAGGAUGAGAUUGGCCCUGCUGUUUCCCCCGAUACGGACGAUCUCGAGAAGGAAGAUGAGACAUCUGAUGGAACUGAUGACCCCACGAAGACAGACGUCGUUGAGAAGCGCCGUCGCAAGCUUCGGAUUGCUCGUCUGAAGCGCAAAUCUAUGGCUGCCAGAGCAUAUCAGUUUUCUGGCUCCAAAGACGGUGUCUCUGGGAUUGUGUUUAUGGAAAUAGUGAAAAUAUUGGAUUUGCCUCCAGAGAGAAAUAUGACACGCACGUCUUUCGACAUGGAUCCCUUCGUAGUUACAUCGUUGGGCAAGAAAACGCUCAGAACCCGUGUUAUACGCCAUAAUCUAAACCCUGUUUUCGACGAGAAGAUGGUCUUCCAAGUUAUGAAACAUGAGCAGUCGUAUUGUAUUUACUUUACAGUUAUUGACAGAGACAAACUGUCUGGGAACGAUUUCGUCGCAUCGGCCAGUUUCCCCUUACAAACACUUGCAUUGGCGGCACCAAUUGCAGACCCAGAGACGGGGCUAUACAAGUUGCCCGGACCCCCAUCGGAACCAUCCCCUACACCUCCUCUUUCUAAAUCACGAUUCCGUCUCAAUUUAUCUCGUUCUUCGUCGACUACAAGUCUGACGAAGCCCACAAAACCACCACUAAGGUCUAAAAGCUCAACAACUUCGUUGUCAAGCCAGUCUGGCCAGGACCAACAAGGCACCUCCCCUCCCAACAUCGCGUGUGAGACUUCGUCCCAGCUAAACUUACCGGCAUCGGGGAAUAUGGUAGAAGAACCCAAAGUGCCUGCCGAUGAAUAUGGUCUCAAGACCUACAUUAUCCCGCUUGCUAUGAAAUACAAGGAGCGCUGGGAGGACAAGCAUUUCCCAGAGCUUCAUGUGAAAGCGAAAUACAUGCCGUAUCCGGCAUUGCGCCAACAGUUUUGGAGAGCAAUGCUUAAGCAAUACGAUGCUGAUGAUAGCGGGCGCAUUAGCAAAGUUGAACUGACGACAAUGCUUGAUACUCUGGGUUCGACGCUUAAAGAGUCUACUAUUGACGGUUUUUUCAAGCGACUUGCAGAGGAAAAUGAACCCAGUGAAAGUGCCGACCUCACAUUUGAUCAAGCUGUUAUCUGCUUGGAAGAUACGCUCCAGUCUCUGCAGAAAAAGUCAUUGAGGGACAUUCCUCGUCAUGCACCCAAAGAGACCCCGGAAAGUGAGAAUCAAUCCAGUAGUGAGGACAACAUGCCUGAAAUUAGCCUUACGCGGUCUCCGAAUACUGGGCUUGAGCGACCAGCUGUACCAACUAUAUCCUGUGAUGUACCAAGCUCUUCUGGGGAUAGCGAUGAUAACCUCCACCCUGAUGAUCUUGGAGAGGAUGGAGGAGAGGAACAUGUAGUCGAAAUUCGAGAAUGUCCAAUUUGCCAUCAGCCAAGACUGGGAAAACGAUCAGACGCCGAUAUAAUAACCCACAUUGCUACUUGUAUGAGCCAGGAUUGGAGACAGGUUGAUAAUCUGGUUAUGGGCGGUUUUGUAACUUCUAGUCAGGCCCAACGGAAAUGGUAUUCGAAAGUUAUUACGAAGAUAUCCUAUGGCGGGUAUAAACUAGGUGCAAACUCUGCCAACAUCCUGGUCCAGGAUAGGAUUACGGGGCAGAUCAACGAGGAACGGAUGAGUGUUUAUGUUAGACUUGGGAUUCGACUUCUGUACAAAGGGUUAAAGAGUAGGGAAAUGGAGAAAAAACGAAUUCGGAAAAUGCUCAAGUCAUUGAGUAUCAAGCAAGGAAAGAAGUAUGAUGACCCUGCCUCCGCAGCUCAGAUCGUACCUUUCAUAAACUUUCACCGGCUCGAUAUGUCCGAAGUUCUCCUUCCUCUGAGCGAAUUCAAAUCGUUCAAUGAGUUCUUCUACCGCGCCCUCAAACCAGGUGCACGCCCUUGCUCUGCGCCAAACAAUCCUAAAAUCGCUGUAUCACCAGCUGAUUGUCGGACUGUUGUUUUCGACCGCAUCGACGAAGCUACCAAGAUUUGGGUUAAGGGAAGGGAGUUCUCCGUAGAACGACUCCUGGGCAAAGCUUACCCGGAGGACGCGAGGCGGUACAAGAACGGUGCCCUGGGGAUUUUCAGAUUGGCGCCACAGGACUACCACCGCUUCCACAUUCCCGUCGAUGGCGUGAUGGGGAUGCCAAAAACUAUCGAAGGUGAAUACUACACCGUGAACCCAAUGGCGAUCCGUUCCGCACUGGACGUGUACGGAGAAAACGUAAGGAUCGUCGUUCCCAUCGAUUCAGUUGAGCAUGGUCGUGUGAUGGUUGUUUGUGUCGGAGCGAUGAUGGUUGGAAGCACCGUUAUUACGCGGGAGGAAGGCGAGAAGGUGGCACGCGGGGAAGAGCUGGGCUAUUUCAAAUUCGGCGGUAGCACGUUGUUGCUGUUGUUUGAGCCAGGGAAGCUGUGUUUUGACUCAGACCUUGUGGGGAAUUCUUUGGGAGCACUUGAGACUUUGGUCCGCGUUGGCAUGUCCAUUGGCCACCACCCUGAUACACGACAGCACAGUCCUGAUAUGCGGAAGAAUGAGGAGAAUGUCACGGAGAAGGACCGGGCGGAGGCAAUGCGCAGAAUUGAAGGGAGCUUGAAUGCUCCAUCUGACGGAUAA